Molecule: messenger RNA, 4293 nt
Organism: Harpegnathos saltator (Jerdon's jumping ant)
Lineage: Eukaryota; Metazoa; Arthropoda; Insecta; Hymenoptera; Formicidae
Product: sialin
Exons: 11
Coding region: 929-2425 (498 amino acids)
Biological process (GO): monoatomic anion transport; transmembrane transport
Cellular component (GO): membrane
Molecular function (GO): transmembrane transporter activity
Source: RefSeq, a predicted model, not a curated record
UCGCCAGUAGCGUUCCAACCAUUAAUGGUGUUUGAUCGUGUCGUCGCUUGUUCGAAUAUCGCCGUAACUUUCAACGACAUUCUACCACUUGUUCGAGCGAAAUUUCGCUCACGGAACUGCGAGCGUCGGGACUACAUAGCGACGUGCUGCUGCUCGUCGAUUGUAACGUCCAAGUUACAUCCGAAAUUUCAUAUUGGAGUAGCGAGUGAGUGGCAGUGUUACUUUGUUUUUAGGCCCGCUCGUGUCCCGCUUCGCGGAAGUCCCGCUCCCUUUCCGGACUAUCGAUCGCCGCGAGCCGUUUUCGCGCGCAAUUUCGCGAGCAACAAGCACGGGGAGAAAGAACGGAGUCGCGGUAAUUGAGUCGGCGGAGCACGUGCGGGCGUGCUACCCAUCACGGAAACCCGGGCGAUUCUAAUACACCGCCGCUAAAUAUAGCCACUGGUGUGGAGGAGUGUGACGGCGCGUGCUUUUUCGGCGGUGUCCACGUAGAAGACGUCUACGCCUAACCGUUCCCGAAGCGACGCGCGGUCAACGUGCGUCACACAGCACGCGGAGAGAAGGUCGGAAAAAGCGGGAGGCACGUCCAUCGUGACGACGGCGCGUCGACUUCGAACUUUGUGAGGAGCUGGCGGAAUGACGCAACACCGUCGGGGCCAAUAGUCGCGACGGAAUCGAUCGAAUACACCGAAAAGCGGCGAGCGAACGAGCCUCAGUCGCGAAUCGGGCCCCUCUCCAGGUCGUCGACGUGACAACGUCGUGGCACGUCGUAUCGCAUCGUAUCGUUUCGCGCCAGCGGCGAAGUUCAAAUAGCAGGGCAGCUAGUUGUGGUCCUGGUCCUUCCACGGCCUUUCACAUCGGCCGAAUCGUCCGACCUUCGUUCUCACGCUGAUAUAAACGCGGCAACGAGUGUUCCCGGCGAGCGGUGAGGAUGGCUCUCUUCCGGAAAUUCAACGAGAAAAUCCCACGAAGGGGGAUUCUCGGGGCGAUGAUGUUCCUGGCCUGCAUGUUCUCGUAUGUCAUCCGCACCAAUCUAUCGAUAACCAUCGUGGCCAUGGUGAACGCCACCAGCAAAGGCGGUAGUACUGGACCCGCAUGCGUCGUGGCCGAUUUGAAAAGCAACAAGUCCGUCGAGCUUAAAGACUUUGGCGAACGAUUCGAGUGGAACCAGCAUAUCCAAGGUCUGGUGCUAUCAGGAUACUUCUACGGUGUGCUGCCGGCUAGCGUACCAGCCGGGCUUCUAGCAGAGAAAUACGGAGGCUCCAAAGUAGUGGCAUUCGCUACAUUAAUACCCGCGGUAUUGAAUUUACUGAUGCCAUGGGCUGCCAGUGUCCACUAUGGUUUCGUCUUCGCACUUCGCUUUGUAAUGGGAUUCUUUGGGGGCGCUGUUUAUCCCGCUCUACACGCAAUGAUCGCUAGAUGGGUGCCGCCUGGUGAGAAGGGCAUGUUUGUGUGGACCAUGCAAGGUGGUCCAUUUGGAACUGUCGUGACAUUCGCUUUAUGCGGGGCGGUGAUCAGCGCUUACGGGUGGAAAGCUGCGUUCUACGUUACAAGCGGUCUCAUGUUAGUCUUCUACGUUUUAUGGUUGUUCUUGAUAUACGAUACACCGGAUCUACAUCCGGGAAUCACAGAGAAGGAGAAAACGUACAUAAAAGAACAAAUUGGUACUACCGUUUCCAAGCAAAAGGUUCAACUGCCGGUGAAGGCAGUCGCUACGUCUGCGCCGUUCUUGGCUCUACUGUGGGCCCACUUCGCCAAUAUGUGGGGUAUCUACUUCAUCGCUACUAACGGACCCAAGUACACAUUGGAAGUCCUCGGCUUCAACAUGAAAUCGGGUGGUGCGAUAACUGGGUUACCUUACAUAGCUAGACUUGGCGCUGGAGUGUUAUUCGCAGCCGCAGGGGAUUAUGUACGAAGAAAGGCCGUUUUGUCUCUGUCUUUGAUCAGAAAAAUAUUUAUGCUUUUCUCUCACAUGGGACCAGCGGUUUGCCUGGUAGUGAUGACAUAUGUGGGUUGCGAUUCCACAACUGCAAUAAUAAUGUUAAUAUUGGCACUGGCCUUCAAUGGGGCUGCGUGUCAGACCAGCUUACAAAAUCACCAAGACUUGGCACCGAACUACGCCGGUUCUUUAUAUGGAAUUAUGAACACCUUUGGUAGUUUCCCUGGAUUUAUUAUUCCACCAAUUAUCGGCGCUCUGACCAACGAAAGGAAUGGCGUCGAGGAAUGGCGUAUAAUGUUUUGGAUAUCGGCGGUGGUGUUUAUAUCAGCAACGGUACUCUUCUGGUUGUUCGGAUCGGCAGAAAUCCAAUCGUGGAACGAUUCGACUCAUAUCAAAGUGCCCACCAUCUCCGAUGAGGAGAGGCGGAUAAACGAGACGACGACGAAAGACACGCUCGCCGAAGAAACUGAAGAAAAUGAACGUCUCUAGUGAUUUAGAAAAUGAAAUGAAGAAGAGAUGCAUAUGCGUGUGUAUGCCCACGUCUGUAUAAAUUAGUCUAAUAUCAGUAGGAGCGCGUCUGAAGUUGUUACAAAUCUUGACCUCGCUGACAUAUAGAACGUCACAAUAAUAUUUUAUAUACGAUUGCGACCAAUAUUUGUACAACUUCUGAUUGUUAUCUGUUUAGUCAUGGACGCGAGGCCCCAGAUUAAAAACUCAACUCAGAUAAAAAUAUUCGGUUUAAAAAUUAGAAACAGGAGGAUAGACGGAAUACAUUUAGAAUACUUAUACUCCGAUUAAGGGAUUAGACUACUGUGACGCAAAAAAAAAUAUAUUGAUAUUUUAUAAUUUAUACAUAGAUUAUACAAAAAUUACAUAAAAGUUUUGAGAAAUAAGAUCAGAUUUAGGAAUUCAUUAAUUUUAUUUUUGUUAUGUUUUUGCUAUGUCGAUAGUAUAUUUCAAGCAUCGACUUAGAAUUGCAGGACAAUACCCACGAAAUAUAGUAUUUGUAGAAAAAGCAAAGAAGAAAAAGAACAAAAAAAACGAACUUUCAAAUAGUUACAGUGGUCUAAUCCGUCAACGAAUACACGUAGAGUAUCACAACGGAUCUUUUAUCUGAUCCAAUCCACAAUUUUAGACUCAGAAUUAUUUUUUCACGUUCUUUUUUUACUGUUACUGCGUAAGACUGUAGAACGCUACCGUGGAUUAUACACUCAUGAUUUUCACGCGUUUAUAUAUUCGUCUCAAAUACUUAAGUAUUUAUAUGACCGAUAUUACACCAUCAUUCAUGCAAUCACGCUUGGAAACAUCAUGGUCGUGUCGUCGAAUGGCUGAAUAAAAGUUCUACAGACGUGGCGUUCGAACGAUGCCAUGUAUGAAAACAGAAGAAUACUCUGUAGUGCAUUUUUGAUUUCGUGCCAAAGUACGUGUAGUCGCACUCUCUCGUUGAAGCUCGACGAAACUGUCGAAGCGUCUUAGAUCGUGGAAUCCUGGCAAUGUAUCUGGGCCAGUAAGCGGCCGAGGUUAGCCGAUGUUAUAAAUAUUUCACACUAGGUACGUUAAAGCGUUACAGAGACCUCUCGUUAUACGCGAUCGCGCCCGAUGCGGCUUCCUUGCGGAGUGAUUUCGUAAGUGCGAUUAAUAUUCGCAAUAAUUUAUGCACGCUUAAGUCUCGUGUCGGUGCGCGGUCAACGGCCUCGAUUCUCCUGCAGGUCGUAGUAUCUCAGAGGGCAAUUCGAGUAGCUCGAUUUUUACGUAAUAGUUAUUUGGACGUAAUCGCGUGUAACGAGGAAUCCUUGUAUAAUCUUCCUGUCGUUUACGAGCGCUCAAAUUAUAGAAUUUCAUUGUUAUAAUAAGAUUAACUCGUCCCUAAUCUCUCUAUUCAUCCUUUUCUGUUCAUGAAAACGGGCAAUUUGCUCUAUCUAGCAUUUGUGAGAGAUUGCUAGUUGUAAUUCUCAGAUAUCAAUCGCUCGCAUCUGGUCGAUGCGAGCGAGAAGGAUAUUACGCUCGUAAAUAAGGAAAGAUGAAACAUAUUACGUUUGUAGAUCGUGACGAGGAUUACUCGCACGUUAGUGACUGUUAUACGCGUGUUCACCGUAGUGAAUUGACAAACGAUCGAUGUAUUGUUCCUAAAAAGAAUCGAUAAAUGUUCAAAUUGUAUUUCCGGCACAUCAUCUGCCGUUCUAUCAGUGGUAACGUUACUGUGCUAAAACUUAUAUGGAAAAUUUGUCUGAAACGGAUAUUCAGCAAUAAUUGUUACUCGUGUUAAUUGUAAAAAAAAAAGAAAUAAUAACAAUGACACGAGUCGCUAUUGCGAAGCGACGACACACUGGUGAUAGUGGUCGUAUGCGCGUGUCUCA